AUGAGGAUUAGACCACUUGAGAAUUUGAAGGAAAUAAUUUUGGAUUUAUUAGAUUGGUAUAAAUAUGCGACUUUGAAGCAACAGCACGCAACAAUGCUCUUUAGUGGAGCAUUCCUGGGCUUGAUUGUCGGAAGGACUCAGCAUAAGCGAAGAAUGAAGUCCGGCGAGUUCAGCCGAGACUUUGAGCUUGUAGCUUACAAAGUUGAGGAUGAAAAAAGGUUUGAAGAAAACUGGAACAGACUGGCCUUACUUGCUCAAAAACAACCUGGAUACAAAUAUACCAAACUCUAUAAAGCUUGUUAUCCAGAUAGAUCACCGAUACAUUAUUUCAAAUUAAGAUUAUGGCGUAAUAAAGAUGACUUGGAGAAUUUUAGGAAUCUGGAGCAGUACAAGGUCCUGAGAAAAAAUUUGGAUGAAAGUUCUAGUAAAGUACGGUUCGGGAGCACAAAAGUGAUCAUUGAUGAUACUGUAAGGAGAGAAAUACCAUACAGAAAUACACUCUUUUAUUAA
This is a messenger RNA of Theileria annulata, 510 nucleotides long. RefSeq lists its product as uncharacterized. The record is from RefSeq and is a predicted model, not a curated record. Lineage: Eukaryota; Apicomplexa; Aconoidasida; Piroplasmida; Theileriidae. The transcript has 2 exons. Bases 1 to 510 code for a protein of 169 amino acids.